CAAAUCGUGGGCCCUUCUUCUUGGCCUUUGGUCCAAGCAUGUCAUUCCUGGUGCAGCUGUGACUCGGCUCCCGUACGUCGACCACCGGACACCGGUGCGAUCAGGACACACCAGUUUCCUCCACAUUCUUUUUCGUGUCCAACUUCAACAUGUCGCCGGCGGCUGGAGCUGCAGCGAACCCCGCCUACUACUUCGGUGCCUCAGGGGUCUCUGCUUUGGCCUUCUUCCCUCUCUGGAAGGCGGCCGCCAUUGGCCAAUCUGGCUACAAGGUGGAAGGAAGCGGAUAUUGGCAGAAGUACUUUGAGGCCAUGAAGCCCCCAUGGAGAGGCUCUUUGGUCGUGAUCGGUGGCAUGACCUGGGCACGUGCGGCCAUUUUCUAUGGCUCUGACACAGGCUCCAAAUGGAUGCGAAAGGAGGGCUACUCCACUGCGCUGGCCUCCACCGUGCCGUCCCUCUUGGUGUCCUGCUUCGCACAGGCCGUGAACCAACCCUUCGUGCGCUCCUCCAUCAUGCUGCAGAAGCCCGGCGAGGAGUUGGCCAAGGCCACCUUCCCCAACAUGACCAUGUUGAGGCAUCUUGCUCACACCAAGGGCUUUGGCUCCUGGUUCACCGGUUUGGAUGCUGCCAUCUUGAAGACCGCGCCAAAGUACAUGACGGCCGUGCUGAUCAAGGACUACAUGGGCCUCUGGUUGGCUCCCGUGGACCCCAAGGACAAGCAGGCAGUUCUCCUGAAGUCCGCCAAGAUUUCGGUCACUGCAGGCGUGGCCGGUGCGGUGCUGACCAACCCCUUGGAUGUGGUGCGCAACGAGAUGUUCAAGACUGAGGAGGGCAUGGUUGCUUGCAUGAUGCGAAUGAGCAAAGAGUCGGGACCUAUGUGGCUGCUGCGUGGCAUUGGCAAGAACUGGGUCGCGGUGGCCGCACCCAUUGCCAGCACCAUCUUCCUCACCGACCGGUUCAAGGUCUGGUUCGGCGGGGCAUGAGCAGACGGGGCCGAUCGGCGGUCAUGAACGAGACCGAUCAUUUCUCCAUCUUCUUCCCGGUGUCGUAAGCUGCGAGGUAGCCGAAAGAAUCGUACUACUUGGUAGUUGUUUU
Molecule: messenger RNA, 1092 nt
Organism: Durusdinium trenchii
Lineage: Eukaryota; Dinophyceae; Suessiales; Symbiodiniaceae
Source: the annotation of a GenBank genome assembly